UGACCAUAAAUAAGUAACCCCACCCCUUUACGUGCACACACGCAAAGAUAAAAGGCCCACAAUCAUAACAACCAAAAGCCCCCUUCUCCAAUCCCCAUCUCUUCUCAGUUCUCAGCGGCCAUUUUGAACAAGGAGGCAGCAAAACACAGCAGCUUUUGCUAAGCCUAUCCCUCCUUAGUCUUUUACAAGCGAUGAGAGUUCCCGUUCCCUCAUCCCCACAGCCCAACCCAAAACCCAGUAACGCACUCCGUACCAUUGCCCUGAACAACCCAGGCCUCUGCUACGAGCCCACUUCUGUCCUCGACCUGUGCCGCAGCCCCAGCCCGGGCAGCGUCCCUGAAAAACCCACGGAUCACUCCGUUGUCGUAACUAACUCCCAAGACUGUCUAGACCUGGACGACCAUGCGUUGCAUAACUUGGAUUGGGAUUCCAUCAUGAAGGAUUUGGGCUUGCACGACGACACGGGCACCCCCGUUUUGAAGACUAUUCUUCACCCCAACAACGACUUCACACCCUUUGACCACGCCGAAUUAACCGACAUCUACUCCACCCAAAACGUACCUUACAACUACCCCGCUCUCGACCAUUUGGUUCAAGACUUUAGCCACCACCCCAACGGUUUCGAUUUCAUUGAAGAGCUCAUACGCGCCGCCGAUUGCUUCGACACCAACCAGCUACACGUGGCGCAAGUGAUAUUGGAGCGGCUCAAUCAACGGCUACGAUCCCCCGUGGGAAAACCCCUCCACCGCGCAGCGUUUUACUUCAAAGACGCACUCCACUCUCUUCUCUCCGGUUCGAACCGGACGCCGAGGCUUUCUUCGUUGGUGGAAAUUGUGCACGGUAUCAGAACCUUCAAGGCCUUCUCUGGAAUCUCUCCGAUUCCAAUGUUCUCCAUCUUCACCACCAAUCAAGCACUCCUCGAUCAUGCCGCAUCUUCCUUCAUGCACGUCAUCGACUUCGAUAUUGGCCUUGGCAUUCAAUACGCUUCUCUCAUGAAGGAGAUUGCGGAAAAGGCGGAAUCGCCUUUUCUGCGAAUUACCGCCGUUGUUCCUGAAGAGUUCGCCGUGGAGAGCACGCUCGUCCGCGACAACCUCACGCAGUUCGCUCUCGAACUCAGGAUCCGAGUCCAGGUUGAGUUCGUGCUGCUUCGAACCUUCGAGACGCUCUCCUUCAAGGCCGUCAAGUUCGUCGACGGCGAGAAGACUGCAGUACUCUUGUCGCCGGCGAUAUUUCGCCGCCUCGUUUCUGCCGGCAACGCAGCCGCUUUUCUGGCGGAUGUGCGGAGGGUCUCGCCCAGCGUGGUGGUCUUCGUGGACGGGGAAGGGUGGUCGGAGGCGGCGGCGGCGUCUUCGUUCCGGCGCGGCGUGAUGAGUAGCCUGGAGUUCUACUCGAUGAUGCUGGAGUCUCUGGAUGCAUCGACGGUGGGGGGAGGAGGUGAGUGGGUGAGGAGGAUAGAGAUGUUGCAGAUGCGCCCGAAGAUUUUGGCGGCGGUGGAGAGCGCGGGUCGGAGGAUGCCGCCGUGGAGGGAGGCGUUUUACGGGGCGGGAAUGAGGCCGGUUCAGUUGAGCCAGUUCGCCGAUUUUCAAGCGGAGUGCUUGUUAGCUAAGUCACAAAUCAGAGGGUUCCAGGUGGCGAAGCGCCAGAACGAACUGGUGCUAUUCUGGCAUGACCGGGCCAUGGUUGCCACGUCAGCUUGGCGAUGCUAGAACAGGGAAAAUUAUGAUUGGGGGAGGGGAUUAUGUAAUAUUAAACUACCUAAUUAGUACUAUAAUGAUAGUGUUGUUAUUAGGUUCCAACUUCCAAAUUCCAAUUUCCAAUUUCCAAUUUCUGAGUCCAAGGUAGUGGUUUAUAUUAUUGUCAUGAUGGAAAGUCUAGGUAUCUGGCAAAAGAAAGAUAAACCUGUAUUUAUUCUGGACCAUUUUGUUUUCUUGUGAGAAAAGGGUGGGGUUGGGGAAUGGGGGUUGUUUGUCUUUCUUUGUUGGAGCCUCUUGUUAUCCUAAUGAACUUUGCUGGUUUUCCAAUCAAAGGGUUUG
This is a messenger RNA of Abrus precatorius (Indian licorice), 2033 nucleotides long. RefSeq names its product scarecrow-like protein 15. The record is from RefSeq and is a predicted model, not a curated record. Bases 192 to 1706 code for a protein of 504 amino acids. Gene Ontology annotation, biological process: regulation of DNA-templated transcription. Gene Ontology annotation, molecular function: DNA-binding transcription factor activity; sequence-specific DNA binding. Gene Ontology annotation, cellular component: nucleus. NCBI's taxonomy places the organism in Eukaryota, Viridiplantae, Streptophyta, Magnoliopsida, Fabales, Fabaceae. The transcript has a single exon.